Molecule: messenger RNA, 1074 nt
Organism: Vicia faba (fava bean)
Lineage: Eukaryota; Viridiplantae; Streptophyta; Magnoliopsida; Fabales; Fabaceae
Source: the annotation of a GenBank genome assembly
AUGGCUUGUUCCACCAAACUCUAUCACAACUUCAACCACAUUAGGACUUUCGUGAAUGCGAGGGUUAAAUGGGUUCGAGAUCUUGAUCUCGACACUGCAGUUCUCAAAGAGAAAAAUCUUAAACACGUGAUUUCUCUCAAGAACCAUAUUGUUUCGUCUCCUUCCAAAUCGUUAUCCGUCUACAAUGCGUCUAUGUUGAAAUCUUCACUUGACCUUCCUAUGACGACUAUUAAAUUUGUUGAGAAACAUCAUCAUGUUUUCUCUCAGUUCCAGCCGGGUCCUGGACUCCCUCCACGCGUUAAGCUUACUGCUCAAGCUUUAUCGCUCCAUAAAGAAGAGAUGGAAGUGCAUAAUUCUAUGACUAACCGUGAAGAGACUGCGCGGAGGCUUGCGAGGCUUCUGAUGCUUGCUGGCAUGGGGAGAUUGCCGAUUUAUGUGAUUGAGAAGCUAAAAUGGGAUAUGGGUCUACCUCAUGAUUAUGUUAGAACUCUUUUGGCUUAUUACCCCGAUUAUUUUGAUGUUUGUGUGGUGAAAGAUCCGUUGUCUGGGGAAGAAGUGCUUGCUUUAGAACUUGUUUCUUGGAGAAAAGAUCUUUGUGUGUCUGAGUUAGAGAAGAGGGUAAUGGGCUUGAACUAUGGUGCAGAUAAAAGAAGACAUGAUAUUGCGUUUCCCAUGUUUUUGCCCUCAAGUUUUGCUUUAGAGAAAAGGGUGAAAACUUGGGUUGAUGUUUGGCAAACAUUGCCUUACAUUUCUCCAUACGAAAAUGCAUUUCAUCUUGACUCGAAUAGUGACCAGGCAGAGAAGUGGACAGUGGCGAUUUUGCAUGAGUUGCUUUCUCUUUUAGUGUCAAAGAAGACAGAAAGAGAGAAUUUGAUUUGCUAUGGAGAGUGUUUGGGGUUGGGCUCGAGAUUUAAGAAGGCUUUGGUUCAUCACCCUGGUAUAUUUUACAUCUGUAAUAAGAUUAGGACUCAGACUGUUGUGCUUAGGGAGGCUUACAGAAAUGAGUUUCUGGUUAAGAAACAUCCAGUGAUGGGUAUGAGAUAUUGGUACAUUCACCUCAUGACGAAGAAAUAG